AUGAAGCUUCUAAUAUUUUUUCUUGUUCUCAUUGUCACUCUUGUGACUUGUGCCUCUGCUGUUGCUGAUGUUUCUGUGGAGUCUGCGGAAAUCAAAAUUACCCACUGCGGUACCUUCCUGAACUGCCAUGAUAGCAAGGAUUGCAUGAAUCAUGUCUGUCAAUACAUGGGUGGCCAGCCUCCUUCAAGUCUUGACACUCGCGAUGAGACCGCCGUAGCGUGUCACAAUGAUGCCGAUUGUCGCAAUGGAUAUUGUCUUGAGGGUUCCUGUAUCGCAGCUGAUAUGGACAAUGACAACGAUACCAUGAGAAGUGAUAUCGAAAAAUGCAAUCUCGAUCAGGAGUGUCCCAAGGAUCAGAAGUGUAUCUUCGGGGUAUGUAAAUAUGGUCCUGGCCCGCCUGAAGUUCCUCCUUCUAAAUGCGGCAACGGCCCUCCUUGCAAGCAUGGAUGGUGUAAGAACGGCAAAUGUACCGUGUCCAAGUCUUUCAUUGCUCGUGCUUCACGGAUGGACGAUGACAACAUCGAAUGCCAUAAGAGCAAAGAUUGUGGUCAGGGAUCUUGCCUGAACAGCAAGUGUCUCCAUGUAUAA
This is a messenger RNA of Aspergillus tanneri, 588 nucleotides long. RefSeq lists its product as uncharacterized. The transcript has 3 exons. The record is from RefSeq and is a predicted model, not a curated record. Bases 1 to 588 code for a protein of 195 amino acids. NCBI's taxonomy places the organism in Eukaryota, Fungi, Ascomycota, Eurotiomycetes, Eurotiales, Aspergillaceae.